AUGUCAUCAUCUCGAACAAGCUCCCUGUCAUGUCGUGGCAUGCGCGGUCGUGGCAGAGGAGCGAAGUGCCGUGGUGGGUGGCGAAAAUAUGGUCUUGGACGCAAUCAGCCGUAUCAGCAUUCAAUCACUUUGCGAACGCCGUCUGUGACACCCCCUCAUAUCAGCUCUGUGCGGUAUGCUACAAUCACCCCUUCCACCAGCUUCGUGCAGGACGACCAGAGCGGCUUCCAACCACGAGACGACGACUUCCUGGAGCAAGUGGUUAUGGCUGUCGAUAUAAAAGAGGGAGGAAAAGUCGGCUGUGCAUGCUUCAUUGCAGGAGAAGAGCGGUUGUUGUGUAUGGAAGAAGUCAUUGGUGGCGGAAGUGAGAUUGUCGAGAGACUGAAACUUGAUCUUCAGCCGACCACAGUCAUCCUUUCUCCUCGGUCAGGUGCUACCGCCGACAAUGCCAAUGAUCGGCUUGGCCGCAACACGUCGCUUGUUGAUGGUGAUGAAGGCCAGCCUCCUCUGCCUUACCAGAUUGAGAUGCGACCUACACCCGAAUUCCACUACGAUGCUGCUCUCACCAAAUUGGCCGGCCUCCGUGCGUUCGCCGAGGACAGUACCGCUGAGCUUCUCAUUCCAGGCGAGUCGAUGCUAUACGAGGAGGACUUGCAGCCUGAGGAGCUUGGUCUGACGAAGGGAAGAGGCAAGCUGAUCCAAAUUUCGGCAUGGCUAGACGUGGAAAACAAGAUCAGCAUCGGCUGUGCCGGUGCAAUCAUAUCCCACUUGCAACGAAGACAAGCCACAGUUUAUCUGCCCAACGGUCGUGACGCCAACCAGUCAUUUCGUGUUGCCAGGCUCGAGAUGUUCAGUCUAAAUGCAACCAUGCUUAUCAACACAGAUACUCUGGUCUCACUGCAGGUCUUCCAACCAGAAUCACAGCCCAACGGGUUCAAUCUAGGACCAGGUACUUCGGGAGCAAAGGGAUCUCAUUCGAUCUAUGACUUGUUCCUUCAACAUGCGAAAAGCCCACAAGGGAGAGCUCAGUUGCGAAAGGCGUUCUUGAGACCCUCGCUGGAAGUCGACUAUAUCAACUCUCGCCUCGACUUCAUCUCAGUAUUCGUCCGCCCGGAAAAUCAGUCCGUGCGAGACAAGCUCAGCAAGAGCCUUGGUCGGAUCAAGAACAUGCGGAAUACAAUCACCCUCCUCCACAAGGGCAUCGACAGUGGCAAGGCAAAGCAAAGGUUUUGCUAUCAUGCCAUCGACAUUGCCGAAACCCUAGGCGAGGCGCUCCGAGCGGAGCGCCUUCCACUGUGCGUCAGCGCUGCUAACGUCCUCGAUCGGAACAGCUUGAAGAGGAUCGGACGGACGGUGGACGAUGUAGUGGAUCGUGAAUCGUCCAUGGACCAGCACCGCACCGUGGUCAAACGAGGCAUAAAUCAAGAACUCGAUAAACUCAAGGCGUUGUACGACAGCAUGGAAGAUUUAUUGGUUGACAAGGCCCGUGAAAUCCAGAUGCAAAUUCCGCUCGAACUGAGCUUGGAGAUCAAUGUCACCUACAUUCCGCACAUGGGCUUCCAUAUUACGAUUCCAAGAGACAGCGCCACUGGUCAGGCCGUCUUCAGCGGGCAAGAUCUAGGGUGGCAGCUGAUUUUCACCACCUCAUCUCAAGCCUACUUCAAGGACGAAACAAUGAACGGCCUGGAUAAUGAGCUGGGAGACUUGUACUCCGCGAUUUGUGAGAUGGAGGUGGAGAUUGCCUACGAUCUGGCGCAGAGUAUUCUUCAAGACGAAGAUCUUCUCAUCGCUGCGUCUGACUUGUGCGGUGAGUUGGACUGCUCAUUGGCAUUUUCUCACGUCGCGUACCACUGCAAGUUGACUCGGCCAAAGAUCACAAAGGAGAAUGUGAUCAUCAUCGAAGGAGGGAGACACUUGCUGCAAGAGAUGGCGGUACCCUCCUUUGUCGCCAACGACACUUAUCUUGUCGGCGGCAAUGGAUCGGAUGGCACAGAUGGACCUAACAUGCUAUUGUUGACUGGGCCCAACUACUCGGGCAAGUCUGUCUACCAGAAGCAGGUCGCUUUGGCAGUCUACAUGGCUCAAAUAGGAUCUUUCCUGCCAGCCGAAGCCGCAACCAUCGGCAUCACCGACAAAAUCCUAACUCGCAUUACAACCCGGGAAACUGUGUCGAAGGUCCACUCUGCUUUCAUGAUCGAUAUGCAGCAGAUUGCCAUGGCCUUGAACUCGUGCACAAGAAGAAGUCUGGUGGUGGUUGACGAGUUUGGCAAGGGAACUGACACAUGUGACGGCGCCGGACUUGCAACAGGAGUAUUUCAACAUUUGCUAUCGUUGGGAACCAAUGCCCCAAAGACACUGGUGGCCACCCAUUUCCACGAGAUUUUCGACUUGGGUGUUUUCGAGAACGCCACGAACCUGUCCUUGGCGCAUAUGGAGGUGCAAGUCGAGCCGCAACAUGAACAAACUGCCGGAAAGCACCACAGCGAGAUAACAUAUUUGUACAACCUUCGUCCCGGCAGAAGUAACUUGUCCUACGGGAUACAAUGUGCGGCUAUGAAUGGCGUCCCCGUAGAAGUCGUGGAGCGAGCUGUUGAAUUGGCUCGAUUGGCCCAGCAAGGUGAGGAUUUGGUCGCAAUCUGUUCGGCCCUGACAGAAGAUGCGAAGGAGGAGUUGGAGCACGCGCAAAACUCUGCUCAGAUAUUCGUGGACCAAGAUUUUGAUCGAGACUGGACCAAGGAUGAGUUGGUGGCUACGUUGGACGCCAUGCUUGAGGUCGUGACAGCUACGGAGAUCAACUUGUCGGAUUGA
Messenger RNA from Cladophialophora yegresii CBS 114405, 2808 nucleotides. RefSeq lists its product as uncharacterized. Gene Ontology annotation, cellular component: nucleus. Gene Ontology annotation, molecular function: mismatched DNA binding; ATP-dependent DNA damage sensor activity; ATP binding. Bases 1 to 2808 code for a protein of 935 amino acids. NCBI's taxonomy places the organism in Eukaryota, Fungi, Ascomycota, Eurotiomycetes, Chaetothyriales, Herpotrichiellaceae. The transcript has 4 exons. The record is from RefSeq and is a predicted model, not a curated record. Gene Ontology annotation, biological process: mismatch repair; chiasma assembly.